CCCCCCUCCGAAACUUCGUCUUCCCCACCGAGCUUCACCAUAAAAGCCGAUGUUCACUUCUAAAUUUUCGGCCAUGAAAGGCAGCUAAACCAUCUCCAAAAACGCACCAAAACGACCUCCAACGCCAUCCAAUUUCAUCUCCAAAAACAAGCUGAACACUGCCCAUAAACCAACCCUUAAAUCAUCUCAAAAACAGCUAUAAAAAUGUCAAAAAAUAGUCCAAAAAUCAGCUCGUUUUUCAGCAAAAAUCUGCUGUAAAAUCAGUUGAAAAACAGCAUCAAGCAGUCCCGAAAUCAGCUCCAAACACAGUCAAUGAAGCGGCCUUGAAACACUCUUAAAAAUCUAAGAAACAUGCAUGAAAAUCAGCCAAAAUCGCGGCUGAAAUUGCUGCAAAAACGCAGCAGCACUUACCCAUUAAAACUCACGAGUUUCAGUCGAGGGAGAAGUUUGUUGUUUCGUUUCUACUGAUGCUCCGAUCCGCGGGCGAGUUUGACCAAUCUUUCUUACUUAUAAUUCAACACUCGGAGGUCCUUUAUUAACAAAUUGAAAAGUUCUGCCCAACAGAGAUAAUAGCGAGAAUGAACAGCCACAAAAGCAGUCAGAGGUGCAAAGCCAGUCUUCAUCCCCUGUAGAUGAAUUGUCCCUCCCUGGCACUGUGCCACCAAACAUGCACUACUUCAUGCCUUCUCAAUUCCGAGAUGCAAAUGCUAUGGCGCAAACAGCUUAUCCUUAUUCAGACCCUUACUACAGGGGUAUCUUUGCACCCUAUGACAUGCAGCCUUACCCUGCACAACCUUAUCCAGCACAGUCAACGGUUCAACUUCAAUUGAUGGGAAUUCAGCAAGUUGGUGUUCCUCUGCCAUCAGAUACCAUAGAAGAACCUGUUUUUGUUAAUGCAAAACAGUAUCAUGGCAUCUUGAGGCGUCGACAAUCUCGUGCAAAAGCUGAAUCAGAAAAUAAACUUCUAAAAGCUAGGAAGGUAUUUUGUACAAAAUGCACUUUGUAUCAUUUUACCUGCAGGGUCAGUUGCUUCAGUAGGCCUGCCAUUUGGCAGCUUAUUGGUUCAACGGCUGAUUUAUAUUUCCCAGUUCAUUAGCCUGCCAGAUUUACCAACCUGUAGAACUUCU
Molecule: messenger RNA, 1127 nt
Organism: Nicotiana tabacum (common tobacco)
Lineage: Eukaryota; Viridiplantae; Streptophyta; Magnoliopsida; Solanales; Solanaceae
Source: RefSeq, a predicted model, not a curated record